AAGGAACACUAAUUGCAGUCAUUGGGCACCAAAGAUUGCAAGGUGAGGAGUCCAUAAUCCAAGAGAAGAGGAAAGCUGUUCUCACAUAUAUUUUGAUUGCUGCUCAGUAAGUUUGGGAUUCAUAGCUAGUAGCUGGGAAGUUGAAUGGAGUAGGCUCAGGAGAAUUUGUGGAUUGAGGAACAAUAGAACUAGGAAUCUAUGCAAGUCAACAAUGUUAACACAACAUCUGGAUCCGUUUGGCAUCCUUCAGAGCUGGCUGCUGUCUUUUAUGCUCUUCUUCAGAAAGAUUCCUUGGCUCCUUGUUCUCGAGGUCUCUUCUUGAAUUUCUGUCUCUCACAUUGAAUAACUUCCCAUUUAGUGCCUGAAUGCAAUGCAGUGAGGCAUAUACAAGUUUUUAUUUUAUUUUAUUUUAAACAAGUUCUUGUUAGUGCUAUUGUAACUCAACGGCUAUGGUGUAAUACAUAGAAAAUAAGGUUUAUAUGACUUCAAGCUUGUAAGAAGUAAAAGGGCAAUGAUACA
This is a messenger RNA of Rubroshorea leprosula, 519 nucleotides long. Lineage: Eukaryota; Viridiplantae; Streptophyta; Magnoliopsida; Malvales; Dipterocarpaceae. The record is from the annotation of a GenBank genome assembly.